Molecule: messenger RNA, 1239 nt
Organism: Recurvomyces mirabilis
Lineage: Eukaryota; Fungi; Ascomycota; Dothideomycetes; Mycosphaerellales; Teratosphaeriaceae
Exons: 2
Coding region: 1-1239 (412 amino acids)
Source: RefSeq, a predicted model, not a curated record
AUGAACACAAACCCUGUGCCGGACUUGAACAGCCCUUACUGCAAAGCAAACAAUGUAGCUGAGGUACUUGGUGUUACUGGCGCAUUCCUUGGAGCAGCAUUGAUAUCAGUCAUCCUUCGCACAUAUGUCCGCAUCAGCAUGCUCAAAAUUCUCGGACCCGACGACUAUGUCAUGAUAAUGGCAGCGCUCAUGGCCAUUGGCGUAUUCGUUUGCUUCGUGGGCGAGACGCACUGGGGAAUUGGACGCCACAAUGCCUGCUUAUUACCAAUUGACAUGUUGAUGCAGUCUGAGUGGGAGUUCGCUCACGGGAUCCUGGUGGUGACCGGCGUCGUGCUGGUUAAGAUCUCGAUUGCUCUCUUUCUCUUGCGCCUUGCAUCGCGGAAGAGCUGGAAGAUAUUCUUGUGGUGUGCGAUAGUUGCUGCAAGCUUCAAGCCGGCCUUGCGAGCGGAUCCCGCGACGAAGUGCUUUUCAGGAAAGACCUACGGCUUCAUCGGUCUCUUCAACAGCAUCAUCAACAUCAUCACUGACGUGCUGUUCGCUGUUCUGCCAAUCCCAAUCAUCAUCAAGCUCCAGAUCAACCUGCGGGCCAAGAUUACUCUAAUGUUCAUCCUAUCGCUCGGGUUCAUGGCCUGCGCGGCCGGGAUAGUCAAAGCCAACCUCCAGACCAAAUUUAUCAACCAGCCGGACAGUAUGUGGCACGACAGCUUCAACGUAUGGAACAUGAUCGAGCUCUGCCUCGGCAUCCUCGCCGCGUCGCUGCCAAGUCUGAAGCCAUUGUUCGCUCGCUUCAUCGAGACGACCCGCACCGCUCUAGGCAUCUCGUCUGCUUCUAGAUCACGAUCGAAACAGCAGCAGCAACAACAACCAGCAAAUUCGUCGCCAGCGUACAACAGUCAGCAGUCCGACGGGAGGGGUGGAUGGAAACGACGAAAUGAUUUGCAUGAGUUCCACGAGAUGAUGGCGGAUGUUCCAAGAAAAGAUUACGAUAAGAGCUUGAUGACCACAUCACUGGACGCAUUCGUCCCAGAAGACCAGGACGCGAACGAGAUACAUCAUGUGGUCAAACCAAAGCGUGCAUACAACGUACGCAUCUCAGGAGGUCGUCUCUCACCAGACCGAGAUCGAAGUUAUCCUAGCUCGCAUACACUCAGCAGGAGUGAAAGCCAGGAGAGAUUGCGGGAGCCAUGGCCGGCAGUAUAUAAAUCCUUUGAUAUUUCCAGGACUACAGAAUUUCGAUGA